AGAGAACCCAUAGAACCUCCCCACGCCCCACUAGGGACACAGAGGGACGGCUUUCUGUGCGCGUGGAGAGCCCUCGUGGCGGUGACGUCGCUGCGCAUCGGGAUCCAUCGGCGUGGGGGGGGGUGUCCUGAGCACGCGGCUGUGGGCAUGCUGUCGGAGACGGACGCUACGCGGAACCCGGACGCGGACAUGGACGUGGACAUGGAGGAGCACGGGCGCGCUGUACGGACGGCUCCCGACGGCCUGUCCGCGGAGGACCCGGAGCUGGAGGCCAUCAAGGCCCGGGUGCUGGAGAUGGAGGAGGAGGCCGAGAGGCUGAACGAGGUGCAGUAUGAGAUGGAGAGACAGCUCAUCUGCAGCCCUCAGGGGGGCUUCUUCUACACAAUGACCCAUGAGGAGAGGGUUGACGCUGACAAUCGCUCAGUUUAUGUGGGAAAUGUGGAUUACGGUGCAACCGCUGAUGAGCUGGAAAUCCACUUCAAUGGCUGUGGUCCUGUGAACCGUGUGACUAUACUGUGUGACAAAUUCACAGGCCAUCCCAAAGGGUUUGCGUACAUUGAGUUUUCCGACCGAGAUUCGGUGAGGACUGCAAUGGCCUUGGACGAGACCCUGUUCAGGGGUAGAGUUAUCAAGGUGCUUCCCAAAAGGACCAAUAUGCCUGGGAUUAGCACCACAGACCGAGGUGGCUACCGAGGGGGUCGAUCCCGGGCCCGAGGCUUCCGCACAUCCAGAUUCAACAGUGGCUUUCAGGGCAGGUACCGCUGCCGCUCCAGCAGGUCAGUACUGCCACACCCCUACGGCGCCCCACCAGGAAAACGACCCUGGGGAGCACCAGAGCACCGUGACCAGGGGCCCAAACGGCACCCCUGCCUCCUGCUAAUUACCCCACCUUCUGAGGACUCCAGCCCGGGGCCAAGCGGAAAGCAGUAUCCAUAGCACAUUGUAAAUGUUUUAAUAUUUUGCAAGAAAUGUGACACCCCUGUUUCAAAGACUGACAACUGCUUAUGCUGUGACUCAGACAACACAGCCGUUUAACCGAUCAAUUGGUGCACUGCAUAAUGCUAAUUGGAGUGGUCAAAUCGGAUGGCUUUUUUCUUUUUUUGCUUUUUAAAGAAAGCACAAAGGUUAGGAUUUGAAGCAGUAUUUCACCCACAAUUGUUUGCAAGAUUCCUGGAAUCCCAGUUCAUCUAUACAACUAAUUUGGCAUAUUUACUCACGCUGAUUUCAGACGACAGCAGCCAUGGUAGAGCUUGAGGCGGCUCUUCUGAAUCGGUGGAGCAGAAGUCCAUUGUGCCGAAAUGUUAUCCGCCCCCCCUUUAGAGGUGGAAGAGCUCUGCCUGUUUAUCCAUGAUCAGUUUUUUAAAACUACGUGUGAAGAUUAAAGUUUGUGUUCAAGCUCCCUUGUUCAUGUCGGUGUAAAGCUUUUUAUCAUGGUCAGAGCACGCUGUAUGCAAAAGCAAGACUUCCCCCCCUGUCUUCAGUGGAUAUGCUUAGCAUUUCUGCUCAUGUUUUAUAAAGCUGAGAGGGUGAGCUUUUUUUUUUUUUUCUCACCCAGAAAACCACACAUGCAGCAGUGCAGCCCUUUUUUUUUUUUUUUU
This is a messenger RNA of Scleropages formosus (Asian bonytongue), 1598 nucleotides long. RefSeq names its product PABPN1 like, cytoplasmic (gene pabpn1l). The record is from RefSeq and is a predicted model, not a curated record. Gene Ontology annotation, cellular component: nucleus. Lineage: Eukaryota; Metazoa; Chordata; Actinopteri; Osteoglossiformes; Osteoglossidae. The coding region runs from base 148 to 936 and encodes 262 amino acids. Gene Ontology annotation, biological process: nuclear-transcribed mRNA catabolic process, deadenylation-dependent decay. The transcript has 6 exons. Gene Ontology annotation, molecular function: poly(A) binding.